Messenger RNA from Oncorhynchus tshawytscha (Chinook salmon), 3012 nucleotides. It is a transcript of the gene cacnb3a, whose product is annotated as calcium channel, voltage-dependent, beta 3a. Gene Ontology annotation, molecular function: protein binding; high voltage-gated calcium channel activity. Gene Ontology annotation, cellular component: voltage-gated calcium channel complex. The transcript is spliced from 14 exons. The record is from RefSeq and is a predicted model, not a curated record. Gene Ontology annotation, biological process: calcium ion transmembrane transport; regulation of voltage-gated calcium channel activity; chemical synaptic transmission. NCBI's taxonomy places the organism in Eukaryota, Metazoa, Chordata, Actinopteri, Salmoniformes, Salmonidae. Bases 295 to 1986 code for a protein of 563 amino acids.
UGCGUCGCAAAUAUACAGGGAUACUCUAUCGAGGGCAAAUGAGAGCUCAUCGGCUAGUAUAGUAUACAUCUUGACUCGAUAUAUUUAUUUAUAGUGAUAUAUUUUUCCUUCCUUGAUGCAGAAAAUAUAUUUUGUUUAUCAUAUAUCCACGUAGCUCUCUCGCCCCACACCCUCACCCUAUUCUACUACGGUACACCCUCCCUCUUCCACUGCACAUAGAUGUAAUGUUGGUAUCAGCGUUUUUUCCAAUAACCGAUGUCUGUGUGCAUCCCGCCUCCCUGCGCUCUCAAAUAGAUGGUGCAAGUCAAAAUGUCCAAAUCGUCCGCAGACCCACUGCCUGGUGUCGAAACAGGCUCACAGUCUCACAAUUUCCAGCUGCCCAGGAAGUUGCCUAAGAGGAAAAGUCGGUUCAAACGUUCGGAUGGCAGCACGUCCUCAGACACCACCUCCAGCUUCAUCAAAAGACAGGGGUCGGCUGAUUCGUACAACAGUAGACCGUCGGACUCCGACCUGUCAGCGGAGGAGGACCGCGAGGCGUAUCGGCGUGAAGCCGAGCGCCAGGCCCAGCUCCAGCUCGACAGAGCUAAGUCUAAACCUGUAGCGUUUGCUGUGAAGACCAACGUGGCUUUCUGUGGGGCUCUGGAUGAGGACUGUCCCGUUCAAGGAGCUGCAAUCAACUUCGAAGCCAAAGACUUCCUGCACAUUAAGGAGAAGUACAACAAUGAUUGGUGGAUUGGUCGUCUGGUGAAGGAGGGGGCAGACAUCACCUUCAUCCCCAGCCCUUUACGCCUGGAGGCUAUGAGACUCAAACACGAACAAAGGAAAAGAGGGGGGAACUCUUCCUCCAGUCUGGGUGACAUGGUGUCUGGGAGCUGGAGGACAACGCCGCCAUCUGGUGACAAACCGAAGCAAAAGCAGGAACACAUUCCUCCGUAUGACGUGGUCCCGUCUAUGCGGCCGGUGGUCUUAGUGGGGCCGUCACUGAAGGGGUAUGAGGUGACAGAUAUGAUGCAGAAAGCUCUGUUUGACUUCCUGAAACACAGGUUCGACGGAAGAAUCUCCAUCACACGCGUUACGGCGGACCUAUCUCUGGCCAAGAGAUCUGUGCUCAACAAGAGGCCAAUCAUGGAGAGAUCCAAUACUCGCUCCAGCCUGGCCGAGGUCCAGAGUGAGAUAGAGAGGAUAUUUGAGCUGGCCAAAACCCUCCAGCUGGUGGUUCUGGAUGCAGACACCAUCAACCACCCGGCCCAGCUAGCCAAGACUUCCUUGGCCCCUAUCAUUGUAUACGUCAAAGUGUCCUCGCCAAAGGUGCUCCAGAGGCUGAUCAAGUCCCGGGGGAAGUCUCAGAGCAAACACCUGAAUGUCCAGAUGAUGGCCGGAGACAAACUGUCUCAAUGCCCCCCUGAGAUGUUUGAUGUCAUUUUGGAUGAGAACCAAUUGGAGGAUGCGUGUGAGCACUUGGCUGAAUACCUAGAGGUGUACUGGCGCGCCACUCAUCUUCCCGACACCACCCCCAUCAACCCGCUAUUAGAGCAGAACCUCAUGACCCCGCCCUCAGCCAACUCUAGCCUACAGACCCAGAAUAAGAACCAGCCCCCAGUGCAGCACAGCAGUGUGGGGGUGGAGGGUGAGGAGGUGGAGGCCCACUCCCCUCUGGAGCAGGACAGCCUGAUGCCGUCUGAAGAAGGCAGCGACUCCCUCUCCCGCGGCCUCCUUGGGGGCCCACGCCUCCGGGGGGACGAGGAGGACGAGGAGCUGGUGGAGGAAUUAGAAGAGGAACUAGAUGAGGAGGAUGAGUUUGAGUCCCCUUGCCACGCCCAAACUUACAGGGACAGGUACCCCCCUCACCGCAGUCACCGCGGGGGCGUCCACAGCACCAACGGGCAUGAAUCACAGGACAGGCUGCUCCAGCGCGAUGCCCAGCAGGGGCACAACCAGCGCAACAACUGCCAACGCAGCCGCCCCUGGCCCCGAGACAACUACUGACAUUUCUAACGUAUCCUGGCCCCAAGACAACUACUGACAUCUCUAACGUACCCUGGCCCCAAGACAACUACUGACAUCUCUAGCAUACCACUGGCCCCGAGACAACUACUGACAUCUCUAGCAUACCACUGGCCCCGAGACAACUACUGACAUCUCUAACGUACCCCUAGCUCCAAGACAACUACAUGAAAUCUCUAGCAUACCACUGGCCCGAGACAAUUACUGACAUCUCUAACGUACCCCUGGCUCCAAGACAACUACAUGAAAUCUCUAGCAUACCACUGGCCCCGAGACAAUACUGACAUUUCUAACGUACCCUGGCCCCAAGACAACUACUGACAUCUCUAACGUACCCUGGCCCCAAGACAACUACUGACAUCUCUAGCAUACCACUGGCCCCGAGACAACUACUGACAUCUCUAGCAUACCACUGGCCCCGAGACAACUACUGACAUCUCUAACGUACCCCUAGCUCCAAGACAACUACAUGAAAUCUCUAGCAUACCACUGGCCCGAGACAAUUACUGACAUCUCUAACGUACCCCUGGCUCCAAGACAACUACAUGAAAUCUCUAGCAUACCACUGGCCCCGAGACAAUUACUGACAUCUCUAACAUACCCCUGGCCCCAAGACAACUACUGACAUCUCUAGCAUACCACUGGCCCCAAGACAACUACUGACAUCUCUAACGUACCCCUGGCCCCAAGACAACUACUGACAUCUCUAGCAUACCACUGGCCCCGAGACAACUACUGACAUCUCUAACGUACUCCUGGCCCCAAGACAACUACUGACAUCUCUAACGUACCACUGGCCCCAAGACAACUACUGACAUCUCUAAAGUACCCCUGGCCCCAAAACAACUACUGACAUCUCUAACGUACCCCUGGCCCCAAGACAACUACUGACAUCUCUAACGUACCACUGGCCCCAAGACAACUACUGACAUCUCUAACGUACCCCUGGCCCCAAAACAACUACUGACAUCUCUAACGUACCCCUGGCCCCAAGACAACUACUGACAU